Balearica regulorum gibbericeps (East African grey crowned-crane) is the source of this 1894-nucleotide messenger RNA. The record is from RefSeq and is a predicted model, not a curated record. NCBI's taxonomy places the organism in Eukaryota, Metazoa, Chordata, Aves, Gruiformes, Gruidae.
CAGUGUCUGAAACUUGGAGUGACGAAACAUGUCUCAAUCAGGUGAAAAAGUAAAGUUUUCUGACUCAGCAGGCUAUGUGGGGUUCGCUAAUCUGCCCAACCAGGUUCAUAGGAAAUCUGUGAAGAAGGGCUUUGAAUUCACACUGAUGGUGGUUGGUGAGUCUGGCUUGGGAAAAUCCACUUUAAUUAACAGUCUGUUCCUGACUGAUCUUUAUCCAGAACGUUAUAUUCCUGGAGCUGCAGAGAAAAUAGAGAGAACAGUUCAAAUCGAAGCUUCUACAGUAGAGAUAGAGGAGCGAGGGGUGAAACUGCGUUUAACAGUAGUUGACACACCAGGAUAUGGAGAUGCCAUUAACAGCCAGGACUGCUUCAAAACAAUUAUCCAGUACAUUGACAACCAGUUUGAAAGAUACCUUCAUGAUGAGAGCGGUCUAAACAGGCGCCACAUUAUAGACAACAGAGUCCAUUGCUGUUUUUACUUCAUCUCUCCCUUUGGGCAUGGGCUGAAACCAUUAGAUGUAGAAUUCAUGAAGGCUCUUCAUGGAAAAGUCAACAUUGUUCCUGUGAUUGCCAAGGCUGACACACUGACGCUGAAGGAGAGAGAAAGGCUGAAGAGAAGAGUUCUGGAUGAGAUUUCUGAACAUGGCAUUAGGAUUUAUCAGCUCCCUGAUGCAGAUUCUGAUGAAGAUGAGGAGUUUAAAGAACAAACCAGAGUUUUAAAGGCUAGCAUUCCCUUUGCUGUUAUUGGAUCCAAUCAACUUAUUGAGGUGAAAGGGAAAAAAAUCAGAGGCCGUCUGUAUCCCUGGGGAGUUGUCGAAGUUGAAAAUCCAGAGCACAAUGAUUUCCUUAAGCUGCGCACAAUGCUGGUAACACACAUGCAGGACCUGCAGGAGGUAACCCAAGAUUUACACUAUGAGAACUUCCGUUCGGAGAGGCUGAAACGAACUGGCAAGCCUGUUGAAGAAGAAGUGGUAGACAAGGAUAGAAUCCUCCAGCAGAAAGAGGCUGAGCUGCGCCGCAUGCAGGAGAUGAUUGCACAGAUGCAAGCCCAAAUGAGGAUGAAGCCUGGUGAUGAUUAAGAUGCUUAACAUCUGGAUGCAUCAGCAGUAUACGGUUCUCUAAGUGGAUGGGUGCUCUGUUUUCUUUGACCGAAUGGUAACGUUCAAAUGCAAAAGCUGGAUGCCGCAGAUCAAGACCAGCGUUAAAACAAACACAAAGUCUGAAGAUCGUGUUGUAAAAUGGCUUGUUUUAUAUAUUCAAUGUUAAUCAAGUUAUAUUGUAUCUUUUUUGAUUCUUUUGGUAACACUGUCUUCAUACUUAUAAAUGUGGUUUUAUUAUUCUUCCUAUACCUUUUUAUACAAAACCAGCUAUAGUACACUGUUUGGACUAGUCAUUGUGAUGGGUUUAAGGAGUUAAUCGUGUAUCUGCUAGGUUAUUCUGGACAGUUUCGUGAUACUAAAAGACUUUUUGGCCUGUUUACAAUAGAUGUAUGUGUGUUUGCACGGUAUCAUAACUUUCACUUGCCAUCUUAAGUCAUUGUGUAUCCUAUCGGUUUUUCAUAACUUUCUCUGUGCUUUGGUUACUUUUGAAGCUUCAUCUCUGGUGAUUUAUAUUUGUGUAAUGUAUGAGAAAACAUACAAAACACUGAUUCACCAGUGAUGCAAAGAAGCUGACUUUUCUAAAUCAUCGUGCCUUAACGUACCAUAAACACUAAGCAUGCCAACAGCUUCUUGUGGAUGCCUCUGAAGAUUUGUCUUCGGGUCUCAAGUAUUGAUUGCAAGAAUUUCACAGGCAUUUUUAUCUGUCAGCUGAGCGAUGGCAUGUACUGAACUUUUUAUAUACCAUAACACUAAUUUUCAUUGAAGUUUUGUAAUAAAUUGUAUGAAUGUGGAAAA